Messenger RNA from Sphaeramia orbicularis (orbiculate cardinalfish), 8007 nucleotides. RefSeq lists its product as uncharacterized. Gene Ontology annotation, molecular function: calcium ion binding. Lineage: Eukaryota; Metazoa; Chordata; Actinopteri; Kurtiformes; Apogonidae. Gene Ontology annotation, cellular component: desmosome; plasma membrane. Gene Ontology annotation, biological process: homophilic cell-cell adhesion. The transcript has 14 exons. Bases 77 to 7615 code for a protein of 2512 amino acids. The record is from RefSeq and is a predicted model, not a curated record.
CACAGAGUUUACACUUACACCAGCAUACUGGAAGACUAUUAUCUGGACUAGUGCAUGGUGUGACAUCUCUGCAAACAUGGCAAGGCUCUCCCUUGCAGUAGUGAGCCUGCUGCUACUGGUACUGCUGGCUUUGUUGCUCAGUGCUGAUGCAAGAUCAAGGAGUGAAAAGGCCCUGAGGAGGAAGAAAAGAGAAUGGAUCCUUCCCCCUUGCAAGCUGAAGGAGAACACAGACUACAGAGACAGGAAGUUCAUUGCCAAGAUUCGCUCUGAUAAAGACAAACAUGCCAAGGUGGAGUAUUCUCUGUCCGGACCAGGAGCUGACAAACCACCGUUCAAUCUCUUCAGAGUGGACCAUGACACCGGGUUUGUAACUGUCACCGAUAUUCUGGACCGUGAGAAACACCCGCAGUUCAAUCUGACGGGAAUUUGCAGAUUCCUGAAUGGAACCUUAGCAGAGGAAGAAAUCCCACUCACUGUCACAGUGCUCGAUGAGAAUGACAAUCCUCCGUAUUUUGAGCUGCAUGUCGGCAACAUCACAGAGGCAAGCAAGCCAGGAACCUUUGUUAUGGAGAUCGAAGGAAAAGAUGAUGACGAAGCUGGAACCGUUAAUGCAGAGAUUGUCUACAAAAUCCUCAGUCAAGAGCCAAAAGGCAAAGGGAACAUGUUCACUUUAGAUGAAAAGACAGGAAAACUGUACGUCAAAGAGAAAACCCUUGAUAGAGAGACUCAUGACUUCUACAAACUGGUGAUACAGGGAACAGAUAUGGGAGGAGGACCAGGUGGACAAACAGGUACAGGAACUGUAGAGAUCCAUGUCCUGGACAUCAACGACAACCACCCCACUCUGGAACAAUCUGAGUAUUCAGGAUCAGUGGAUGAGAAUGUUCAUGAUGUGGUUGUGAUGAGAAUCAAAGCAAAGGACAAAGACCUCAAACCUUCAGACAACUGGCUCGCUGUCUUUAAAAUUGCUAAAGGAAAUGAGGAUAAGUUGUUCUCUAUUGAGACUGACAAGGAGACCAAUGAAGGCAUCCUGAAACUGAUCAAGCCUCUAGAUUUUGAAGAAGUCCAGAACCUUGAGCUUGGUAUCCUCAUUGAGAAUGUAGCACCUUUUGUAGAGGGUGAUGCCGUGUUGAUGGACGUGGAUGUUCAGGUCGGAGAGGGUGGCCCCAUUGUAACUGGAGCUGGACUUGGAGCUGGAAUGGGUGUAGGGGUAGACAUGGAUGUGGGGCUGGAUGUGGGGCUGGACGCACACCUAAAUGCAAAACUAAACGCAGAUCUGGAUGCAGACCUGGAUGCAGACCUUGAUGCAGACCUGGAUGCAGACCUGGAUGCAGACCUAGAUGCAGACUUGGAUGUGGAACUGGACCUCGACGUUGACUUAGAGGCAGGACUACAUCCUGGCCCAGGGGUGGGGCUUAAACCUGGAGUUGGACCUAGUAUUGGACCUGGUCUUGGACCUGGUCUUGGGCCAGGUCUUGGGCCAGGUCUUGGGCCAGGUCUUGGACCAGGUUUGGGGCCAGGAGUGGGCAUUGGACUUAAACCUCGUCCAAGAAAAAGAAGGCCCAAAAAGAAGAAAAAGCCUACCCCAAACUAUCCCAUUAAGAUUUCUGUAAAUAAUGUGCCAGAGGGUCCGGCAUUUCGCCCGAGCACUAAGGAGGUUCCAAUAUCUGAGAAUCCAGAGGAUAUAAAUUUGAAUGAAGCGGUCGCAACAUUUGCUGCUAUUGAUCCAGAUACUGGAAAACUGGCUGAAGAUGUCAGUUAUGCCAAAGCCUUUGAUCCAGACAACUGGUUUACUAUUGAUGACGAAACAGCGGAGAUUAAACUCAACAAAGUCCCAGACAGAGAGUCACCUUUCUUGGUGAACGGCACCUAUAUUGCCAAGGUUCUUGCCAUAUCUGAUGACAUGCCAGCGAAGACAGCCACAGGAACAAUAGCCAUCCAAGUAGUCGACUCCAACGACCACUGCCCGUACCUGACUACCACCUAUGAAGAUCUGUGCUCAGAUGAAAAAACUGUUUAUGUCACCGCUGAGGAUGAGGAUGUUGAUCCCAACGGUCCUCCAUUUACCUUCAGAAUCAUACCUGAAUCGACACGUGGCAACUGGGAAGUGGAACCGAUCAAUGGCACAACUGUUGCUUUCCAUUCUCGUGAACCCUUGUGGCCUGGUACAUAUGAACUGGAGGUGGAGGUGCAGGAUGCCAAGGGCCUGUCUUGUCCAGAGAAGGAAAUUUUUAAAGUGGAUGUUUGUAUCUGUGUGGACAAAGAGGACUGCAGAGUAAAGAUGGCAAAAGUGUCAGCUAAAGGAACUGACUUCGGUGGUCCAGCCCUCGGUGGGAUUAUUACAGCAUCGUGCUUACUGCUGUUCAUUCCUAUUCUGCUGGUGUUCUGUCAAUGUGGAGGAGCAAACACUAUCUUUCCUGAUCAAUUCAGCGACCUUCCAUUCGACGCCAAAGAACAUCUGAUUUCCUACCACACUGAAGGCAGAGGAGAGGACAAGGAAGUACCACUUCAGAGUGUUCCUAUUAUGUUGGGUGCCCAAAGAAAAGUUCAGGGAGCACCAAACUACACCAGCCUUGGUUCAAAAUACAUAGAAACUACAGAAACCACAACUUACAAAUCUGGUCAAAUGUUUAGUUCACAUGAAAACGAGGAGAACUUUGAGACAGACAACUACAGGUUUUCAAGGGAGUUAAAUAACCAUGACAUGACUAGCCACGGUGGUACAUACUGGAGGCAAACAUCUGGCUUCCAUCAGUCAGAAGAUCUGUUUGAUGAUAUCGCUCUACCCGAGAUGUUCCUUGAUGAUUACUACUCACAGAAAGCAGCAUGUGCUCUACCAGGGAAGGACAGUCUGUUGAUGUAUGAUUACGAGGGAUGUGGUUCGCCGGCCGGUUCAGUGGGCUGCUGCAGUAUCCUCGAGCAAGACGAUGACCUGCAGUUCCUUGAUGACUUAGAACCAAAGUUCAAGAUACUAGCUGACAUCUGCCUCCCUCCUGCACCAACACCGACACUUACAACUUCCACAACACAAAAGGUUACAGGUGCUGUCAAAACCACAGUAGAUAUUGUUAAACCCAAAACUGAGCACAUUGUUGAGACAAAGCACACUGAUAUAAAGACAGAGAAGGUGAUAUCUACCACCAAUAUUUCCAAAUCCUCGGUUAGUACUGUGAAUGCUGCCCCCCCACCACCAGUAAGUCCUCGCUCACAGGUUACUAAAGUCAGUCAAGCGUCAAACAUCAGUAAGUCAUCCAACAUCAGUAAGUCAUCAAACAUCAGUAAGUCAUCAAACAUCAGUAAGUCGACAAACAUCAGUAAGUCAUCAAACAUCAAUAACAUCAAUAUUUCUGGUGCCACCGGCCAGUCUUCUACGGUCACUCGUUCUGCCUCUGUACGACGUCAACCUCAGACUGUUGUACUCCAACAGCCACAGAUUUACUACGCCACCAGCCCACUAUUGUCACCUUUACAAUACCUAGUUCAGCCACAGCUACAGAACACAGUUGUGUUGGCAGAUGGGACCCAGGGAGCCAAUUUCCAGGGUGUGUAUGUAGUUGGUGGGUCCCAGAUGUCAUCGACUGGCCUUGUAGUUGGUGAUUCUCAAGGUCUUUCCUCCGGGCUGGUUGUCAAAGGCAGUGGGGGUGCCCAGAUGUCACCACCUGGCCUUGUAGUGGGUGAUUCUCAAAGUCUUUCCUCUGGGCUGGUUAUCAAGGGCACUGGAGGUGCCCAGGGGGCGCAGUCUGGCCUUGUAGUCAGUGAAUCCCAAGGUCUUUCUUCUGGGCUAGUUAUCCAAGGCACUGGCAUAAAUGCUGGGUCCUCUUUAGGUGCUGUUAGCUCUAUCAGCCCCACCACUCCAGUAAGCCCCACACUGUUGUUCCCUGGAAGUCCAAGCUCUCAGGGCUCAGUCUUUACAGAUAGUUGGAAAAUAAAUGGCACUGCCAUCCAACCCGGGUACCCUGGAAGCCCUGUCAGCACCCUCAGCCCCACUACUCCAAUGAGCCCCACACUGAUGCUCGGUGGGAGUCCAGUUGUGUCUCAAGGCUCUGUCCCCACAGAAGGCUGGAAAAUAGUGGGACCAAAUGCUGAUGGCACUUACACGUUAGUCCAAGAUAAAACUAGCCCAAGUGAAACAGAGGAAUCAAACACAGGCUCACCUCAGGGUACUUCACCCGGAGAUGCUGACCUGACAAAAGAGGCUGCUCCUCCUCAGGGGGUCUUAGGCCCAGCAGCCCAGGGUAGUGUGUAUGGCAUUCUGGCAGGACACACUGUGUCUAAUAGAGGGAAUGUACCUACACUAAAUAGAAAUUUAGGACAAACUUGGGUUAUGCAGCCACAGCAGAUGGGAUUAUCACCUGUCAAAGUUUUUGGGGUUGGUGGUGGGACUGCUGAGAGGAAUCCAGUUGGGAUUAGCAAUGUUACAGUAAACCAGGUCCAAGGAGUUACUCCACUGGGCCAAACAGCAAACACAAGUAAUAUUCCAAAACAACGUAAGAUACAAUCAAAGACAGACAAGACCAUUAAUGUUGUAAAUACCUCCUCUACUGAAAACAGUAAGACACACAUGCCUAAAAAUGAAACACAUAAAAUGAAAAAUCCAGUGAGGGAUAGCAGUAAUACAGUCAAAAAGAUUAUCAAUGACAAAGAUAAACAGAAGGCGGAUGAUGUGAUUAUAUGCAUGUCAGAGCAGGACACAACACAAAAGAAUCUGAAUGAUGUACUCCAAAGUGCAACUAAAAACAAUGAAACUACUCAGGAACACCCAAUAGAAAUACCAGAGGUGUCUUCAGCAAAGGUUGAGGAAAAUGUCCUAGAAACAUCACCAGGGCCAGAUGUACCAGUAAAGUUAUCUGAAUCCCCAUCUGAGACAGUCAUAACUGUACCAGGGAAUGAAAAAGAUGAAAGUGUAUCUGAUCAUUUGGAUAGAAUCACUGAGAGCCCAUCAAACAAAUUAACAGAAACAAAUUACCCACAAGAAAGCACAGAGUCUCUGCAGUCAGACCAGAAAAGCAAUGAUGUUUCCUCUGAAAGUUUGCCUGAGGAAGCCAGUGUGUCCACCACUGAAGCUUCUUUACCUGAGUCAGAUGUCAGUAGUUUAGCUAAUACAAACAAAGAGAAGGAAGAAACAUCACCGUCAACUCAAAGUGAGGAGCCCACUUCUGAAACAAGCAGUGAUAUUGCAGACGACCAAAAGCUAAUCACAGAAGACACAGUAACCACAGUUGAAACUGCAACAUCAGAACAAACUGAAGGCCAGCAUACUGAAGGUUCUGAGAAAGAAAUUUUGAACCAUGAUGUCACCACUACUGAUAGUACUGAAAUAGGCACCAGUAUGGAUGAUGGACCUAAGGUCAGUGAUGAUGCACAUGGGCAAAUAAAGUCUGAACAGGAUGAGCUCUUAGAUCUUGAGGUAAAAACAGAUGCUGAGCAUGUUGAAACAUUAGCAACUCCACCAGUUGAGAGUACAGAAGAGAAUCAGGAUGAUCGUGAAAGAUCUGCACCAGAUAAUGAUGGGCAAGUAAAGUCGGAACAGGAUGAGCUGUCAGAUCCUGAGGCUAAGGUUGAUACUGAAUCUGUUGAAACAUCACCAACGCUACCAAAUGAAAGUACAACAGAUAAUCUGAGUCCUUCUGAAAGGUCCACUCCUGAUCAGGAGGCAACACCAGAACCCCAGCAAGAUAAUAGUGGAGCAGAUAAUAUUGAAGCUGGUCCUACAAAUGCUGAAAACAUAGCAUUGCAAACUUUGGACACCAUUUCUGGUGACCCAGAGGAAGAUCAGUGUGAUCAGGGUUUGAUGUCAAGUGAACCUGGCAAUGGAAAUGAUGAAAAUGAUGUUCCGGUAGAGCAACAUGUGGGCAUGACAGAAGACAGUAGCUGUGACCAUGAAGAAGAUGGCUCAGCAAAAGACUGCUAUCAGCCUAGUGUAGAUGAUGGUGUAAGUGAUAGAAAAGAGGAGAGUGAUGUACAGGAAGUGGGGUCACAAGUAAGUUUGGGAAGUUUAGAUAGCCAGGAUGAAGACAGUGAAAGGCAAGAUGCAGUGAGUACAUACUCCCAAAUGGAGGAGAAGUUCAUCUCAGAUGAUAAUGUUAGUGAUGCAGAGAGUAAUGAGGCUGUUGAGGAUGAAAUGGAGCCAGAGAUACAGCAAGUAUCUACAGAUGACCAAGAUGAAAGGAACGUACAAGAUGAAGCAUCGAAUAGGAGUUCUCAAACUGAGGAUAUGUUGGACUCAAAUGCAGGAGAAAAGGAGGAGAAUGUAUUGGAAGACAUGGUAACAUCCACACAGCAAAAUGUUAGCAGCACAGGUGGUGAGGAAGAAGAAAGUGAAAGAGAAGAUGCAUCAGGAAGCUCUCAAGAAGAUCAGCUCACCACAGAUGACAUCAAUGUUGGAGAGAAAGAGGAGGACAAUGUGGAGGAUGUGACAUCACCCAUGCAGCAUGAGCCUACUGAUGCUGAAGCUGAGGAGGAGGUGGUGUCACCCACAGAGGAAAGUGUUAGUAUCUCAAAUGAAGAUGAAGAGACAGAAAGAGAGGAUGCAGGAAGUGUGGCAAACCAGAUUAUGGCAGAUGAAGAGGAUAUUAUAAAAGAAGAGGUGGCACCUGUACAGCAAACUGCCAGUGUUUCAGAUGACCCAGGGAAAAACAGUGACGAAGAAGAAGAACCCCAACCAGUGUCUCAAGUAGAAGACAAGAUGACUGCAGAUGACAAUAUCAGUGCUGCAGAUGAAGAGGAGAAUAAUGAGGAGGUCGCAGACAUGGAGGAGAAUGUCAGUGUCUCAGAAGACAAAGAUGAAGAGAAUAAAGAGGAAACAAAUUCUCUGACAGAUCAGCUACCUUCAGAGGACGGAGAAAAGGUCGAGGAGAUUGCGACGCCCCACAUGACUCAACAUAUCAGCAACUCAGAUGAUCAAAAUGAGCAGACUACAGAAGAAAACCCGUCAGAUACAAGUUGCCCAGAGGAGGAAGGAGCCAUGGAGCCAUGCCAAGCAACAGAGGAGGACUCUGAUGUUGUACCUGCCCCUGUAGAUGCCCCUCUGGAUACAACUGAGACACCAGAUAGUGUUGAGACGGAGGAACUGGGAGGCGCUACUGAGGAAGCUUUGGAUGACACGGUCAAAACUUCACCCAAGAUGGCCAGAGGACAGGUUUCCGCAUUGAGAGAUGAUGAUGUGGUAGCAUCUGAACAAGAACCUAAAGAAGACUUGUGUAAUACUGAUCACCAAAAUACAGAUCCAGUUGAUGAGGAUGGAGAUCAAGAGGUUGAAAUUAAAGAGGGAAUUGAUGAUAGCGCGGUUGCAACUGGCCAGGUAACAGCAACCCCUGAUUCAGAUACAGAGCCACCUUCAGCACAUACAGACCCCAGUACAACAGGUGAGGCUGAGGAGGAUGAAGGGAAAAGUGAGAACGCAACUGGAGAAGCAGCAGGGACGGACUCAAACACAGUGGGCUCGACAGAAGCCGGAUCAGAAACUGAAAACGCGCUUGAAACAGGGGCAAGUAAUCCAGAAGCAGAUCCUGCACAGGUCCAGACCAACAUCGGCCAAACUCCUCAGAACAAAUCCAGAAAGAAUAAAAAGGACUCAAAUCCAAAAAGUCCCUCUGCAAAGUGUAAGCAACAGUAGCUGAGUUUUAAUGAAGAUAUCAAGCGAAUUUGAAGUGGAAAAGUUGCAAGAAAAGCAAAAUAAAUUACAACACCACUUAUGCAUGUUUCUAUGAAUUAAUUUGGAGGGGAUAAACUAGACUGUGCAGGGUCGUCAGUGGGUGGUGGUACAGGUUCUAUCACAUUUUGCUGUAAUAAACCGAGCCAUCUAAACUGGUUGUGAUGUGUUCUUCGUGGAUUUGACCAAGAAAUAUUUCAGAUUCCCCUUCAGUUCAACCUACCUGUAGCUGUACCUGUAUGGGAAACAACAGCCAUGUAAGCUCAGCACAUACAAAAAAAAAAAAAUCCAUUGUUCACGUUAGCUCUUUUUGUUAAAUUGCAAAAUCCACCUCAAAACUGUUUUAUCAUAUUUUU